Molecule: messenger RNA, 1020 nt
Organism: Arachis duranensis
Lineage: Eukaryota; Viridiplantae; Streptophyta; Magnoliopsida; Fabales; Fabaceae
Product: probable F-box protein At4g22030
Exons: 1
Coding region: 1-1020 (339 amino acids)
Source: RefSeq, a predicted model, not a curated record
AUGGAGAUGGUUAAGCUUCAUUUGAUUAUGGAGAUUGUAUCAGAUAGAUUGGAGAUGCACAAGAACGUGGCAGCGCAACGCGACAACUGGAACCACCUUCUUCUAACAUCAGUUAACAUGAUCACUCUUUCUGCUUCAACCAUGCUUGCUCUUGCAGCUACUAGUACUACUUCAAGUGGAGCACCUCUUAUGGCACUUAAGGUUUCAUCAACAAUCCUUUUCAUGGCUGCAACUGGAAUACUUGCUGUCAUGAACAAAUUCCAGCCAUCACAGCUUGCUGAGGAACAGAGAAAUGCUGCUAGGUUGUUCAAGCAGCUUAAUGGAGAGCUAAGAACAAAGGUUUCUCUCCGUAACGCCAAUGAAUUCGAGGUAACUGAAGCGAUGGAAAGAGUUUUGGCAUUGGACAAGGCUUACCCUCUUCCUCUUUUAGGCACCAUGCUUGACAAAUUCCCUCACAAAAUUGAACCAGCAGUGUGGUGGCCUCAAAGGAAGAAGAAACAUCAUUGGAAAGAAGUAGGGGACAACAAAAACAACAGCAAUAAUGGAUGGGAUUCAAGGUUGGAAGGGGAAAUGAAAGCAAUUGUGAAAGCUGUGAGGAAGAAGGACAUGGCUGAGUACACGAGGCUAAGUAGAAAGGCUUUGAAUCUAAACAAGGUGUUGGCAGUUUCAGGGCCAUUACUCACUGGUCUUGCAGCAAUUGGUUCUGCUUGUUUGGGAUGUGUGAAUGGUUCAUGGCCUGUGAUGUUUGGUGUUGUUGGUGGGGCUUUGGCUUGUGUUGUUAACACAGUUGAGCAUGGUGGCCAAGUUGGCAUGGUGUUUGAGUUAUAUAGGUCUCUUAUUGGGUUCUUUAAGCUCAUGGAGGAGUCUAUUCAGCAGAAUUUAAGGGAAAAAGAUCUUCACAGAAGGGAAAAUGGAGAAUUGUUUGAGAUCAAAGUUGCCCUACAGCUUGGUAAAAGUCUUGAAGAACUAAGGCAAUUUUCAUCUUCUACUCAAAACGAUUUUGCUAGCAAGCUUUUCUAG